This is a messenger RNA of Triplophysa dalaica, 3639 nucleotides long. RefSeq names its product dematin-like. The record is from RefSeq and is a predicted model, not a curated record. The transcript has 17 exons. Gene Ontology annotation, cellular component: plasma membrane; actin cytoskeleton. Bases 409 to 1659 code for a protein of 416 amino acids. Gene Ontology annotation, biological process: actin filament bundle assembly; cytoskeleton organization; lamellipodium assembly. Lineage: Eukaryota; Metazoa; Chordata; Actinopteri; Cypriniformes; Nemacheilidae. Gene Ontology annotation, molecular function: actin filament binding.
GGAGCGGGAAUGCGCAGCGUCAUGUUGUCGGAAGACCCCUCGGUUCACUGAAUGGAUUGAACCAGCGGUCUUCGGCAGCGCGCACGCCUGCGCUAUCUGUCACACGGCACGCGGCGGCACGACUGAUAAAUAUUUGUCGCCGGUUGUUGGGAACCAGUUGGACUAAAAGGAUUCGGUUUGCCAUCUCUUCUAUUAAAUCAUAUCCCAAAAGUGCGGAGUUUAUGAUUGGGGAAAUAAACCGUAGGACAUUACAGGGAAGCGUGCGGACUAGAGAAGAGUUUUUGGUUAACGACAUCAUAUUUUCUGGUGCUGUAGGAAUGGUGUUUGUCGAGGAGGCCUUGAUGAUGACUGACAUGAAUCAUCUCACUGAAUGAGUGACCCCUGGAAAGGACCGAUUCCUCAUUCAAAAUGAUGAUGCAUAAGCAAUCAGCCCGUACCUCCCCGGGCAGCGUUUGUUCUCUCCAUGGAGGGGCAGUACCUGGAUCCCCAGCCAUCACUAUUGUGACCAAAAUGGACCAUCAAGUUAUCGGGUAUAAAGAUCUAGCGGCUAUUCCUAAAGACAAAGCUAUUCUAGACAUAGAGAGACCAGACCGUAUGAUGUACCAGCCGCACUUCAAUUAUUCAACAAUGGAUCGUUCAGAGAGGUCAUUAUCUCCUCAUUCUAUCUCUCCUCCUCCCUCUCCAGAGAACAGACUAUCAAAGGACGCACAGGAUUGGUCAGAGCACAAAUCUUCUGGCAGCACAUCUCCUGCCUCCACGCAGCUGCUGAGCAAAAGCAUCACCAUCAGCACAAAAGCCCCACACCAGCAGCAGCACUUUCACAGACCAGAUAAUAGAACUAACAUAUACAGGAAGCCACCUAUAUAUAAACAAGACGUUUUGUCAUCUGUUCCACAUGGUAAACACAUUGAGGAUCUCAUUAUCGAAUCAUCAAAGUUUCCCGCCGCUCAGCCUCCAGACCCCAACCAGCCCUCAAAGAUAGAGACAGACUACUGGCCCUGCCCACCCUCACUGGCUGUUAUAGAGACGGAACGCAGAAAGAAAACAACAUCGGAGACAGCGGAGGCAGAAGAGGAUGAGGAAGAUGAUACCUAUGAUGACAGCGAUCGGUCAGAUGACAUGUGGAGACUCAGACAAAUGCAAAAACAAGAACUCAACAAGAUUCAGUCUAAUCUUGGAAAACUGAUACUAAAAGAGGAGAACGAGACAUCAGCACCUAUCCACAGGAAAACACGGUCUCUUCCUGACAGGACUCAUACGCAUCUGUGCUCUAAAUCCCCCUCAUUUACAUCCUACACAAAUAUUGGCCUUACAAGGCUCCGGUCUGCAGAGUUCUCAUCUUCGAACAAUGAUAAAGGAAGUCAAAAUUUUCAGGUAAGUGAUACUUUACAUUACAGUAAUGGAGAAGCUCAAAGCAGACGUAUAGAUAGAGGCAAUUCACUCCCCACUAUGCUGGAACAAAAGAUUUAUCCAUAUGAGAUGCUCAUCAUAACCCACAAAGGCAGAAAUACACUCCCACCUGGUGUAGACAGAACACGGUUGGAGAAGCAUCUUUCACCUGAUGAAUUCCAGCAUGUCUUUGGAAUGUCAAUCGAGGAAUUUGACAGCCUUUCUCUAUGGAAGAGAAACGACCUGAAGAGAAAAGUGUCUCUCUUCUAGUAUAGUCAGAGAAAAAAGAUCUCUCACAAACAAUGUCACGUUUGCACUUGUGAAGACACUUACAACAGAAGUCACAGUAGAAUACAAAGGAAAGAUGAGGGGAAUGGGAUUAUGGAGCCAGCAAAGAAAGAAAUUAGUGAUCCUUAACUUUGACAAGUCCCAUUUCCUAUUGCAGCUAUCUCAAACAAUCAUAUCUGUAACUUUGAUAUCCCUUUACCAGUCCCAGCUACUAUGUCGGGACACCAGCAGGGAUACAAAGUUUGCAAGUUCUCUUCUGUGUGUGCUUAGUAAAGCUAAAAUAAUAUACACAGAUAUUAAUGCUGCCAGUAGAUGUGAAUUGCACCGGUAAUUUAGCAGACCAAAGUACUUCAGAUACUAGUUCACACAAACGUCCAGACGGACCAGAAAAAAAUCACUGCCACACUUUAAAACCAUUAUGUGCUAAACAUGAAUUAAGUAAAUUAAGCGAAGACUCAAAUUAAGCGAAGACUUUAGACGGACAAAUUGCACAACCUCAUUCCCUCCACGUCAGACGCAUCAUACAAAUGGAAAAACCAGCAAAACUAUAUAUGGCAACAAUUACCAUGGCAACAGCUGAUGAUAGUGGGUGAAAGUUUGCUGUUCCAAAGAUAGCUACUGUAUAUUAGUAAGAGUUACUGAAUGUUAGAUAUGACACACCUGCAUGGCAAAUGUAUUACCUGCUUUUAUUUGAAUGAUGAUUGAUAGUGAAUACUAGUGUGUUUGGUGAACACUUCUCUACAACAGAAUGUAUUGAUCCAAAAGUUUCAGUUCAGUUUCAUUGCCUUUAUUCUCUUGUUUUUUCUCCCUUUCUCCUAUUUGCUGCUAUGGCCUUUUAAAGCACCUUUACCAUUUUUGGUUCUUUCCUAUUUUCUUCUUGAUAAGUAAAGAUUUGUUUAGUGUUCCUGUUUUAAAGGAUAAGGAAAAAUCAGGAUAUAAAGGGAUUUCAGAUUGCGCAUGAUGGUUUGCCUUCGGUAGAUAAUUAUUUUAUUUAGAAUGUUGAAUGUGGAAGAAAAAUGGGGGACGUUUCUGUCUUCCAUGAAACACAUGCUAUUGCUAUUAUUUGGCUAUAAGAAUAUAGAAUAGAAGUCAUACAGACUAUACAAUUUUAUGGUGCUUGUUCUCUAUGGAGAACAGCUCCUGAUCCCCAUUUUAUUAAAAAUAACUGAGUGAAAGAAAUGGAAGAUCUUAAAAUCUGCUUCAAGGAUUCUUAAGAGCAAGUAGAACGCUCCGAUAGAUUGCAUGUAUUGUACUUUCAGAACAGAAAGAAAAUAUGUGAUAAUAACUAAAAUCACUUAACCAACAAACAUAUCAAAUUGAAGAUAUAGAACAAUACACAUAGACAUUAAACAUUUAGUUUUAAGAAGCAGUGCUCACACAGAGCAUGAAAUACAAUACGUGCCUGGAGAGAUGGCUGUUGUUAUAAUACUGAAUUGUCUGUAGUUUUAAUAGGAUGGUGCCAUCUAUUCACUCUUCAAGAGAAAACAAUCAUCUAAGCAGAUAAAACUACACCAACUCUUUAACACAAAUAUUUUAUUUUUAUGCCUUACACAUCUGCUGUUUAGAAUAUCUUGUAAGGAGCACAAACUAGUUUAACAUACUCAUCACAAUACUCAAAUAUAAUACAAUUAUUAUACUUGUCAAUCAUAAUGUAUUUCAGUGGCAGCUUUUAAUUGUGUUUAUGGUCUGAAAAUAUUUGUGGCUUUUGAAGUGAUAGCACGCAGGUUUCCUGAAUUUGUUUGGAAUUUGGUUUGAGAAGGGCACUUAAGACCAGAUCCUAAAGCACUUGAUUCACUCAUUUACUUAAAGGACUAAAAGUGAGAAAACAGGCUUAUGUGUUCCAAAAAUGUUCCAAUGAUUAACAUAGACAUGCUUAUCUUCUCAGAUUCACGAAUAGUGCUUUUUUCCCUUUUUAUGUGAAAGUGUGGUGAAUGGAAAAUAAACAGAAUUUACUUAAAUGAG